This is a messenger RNA of Leguminivora glycinivorella, 1080 nucleotides long. Its product is annotated as sodium-dependent nutrient amino acid transporter 1-like. Lineage: Eukaryota; Metazoa; Arthropoda; Insecta; Lepidoptera; Tortricidae. Bases 1 to 1080 code for a protein of 359 amino acids. The transcript is spliced from 8 exons. The record is from RefSeq and is a predicted model, not a curated record.
AUGGUCGCCGCCCCGCAAACCGUGACGAUAUUUCAUUUUACAGCCUUUGCACUACUGAUUGGCAUGACAUAUUUGUGUGCGGAACUAUUUAUAAGACAGUACACGCAACGUUUAGAUUGGGAUCAAAACUUAUGUCCAGUUUUGAAAGGCAUAACAGUGUCGUUAAUUUUGCAAUAUACCUUAUUUUGUUUACUGAGUGAAACAAUAAUGUAUGUCUCAUUGGUUUAUGGUAUUGGCAUGAUCGGCGUCCAGGAUUUUGGCAGUAUCUCGCCUUUCACAAUGACUGACAACGCCGUAAUAAUAUUUACUGUCUUGUUUAUUCUUCUUUCUGCAGUGUUGUAUUCAUUAACAGUAACUAGAUUAAUACAUAGUGAAUUUCCAUCAAUGAAGUUCAUUUACAUUCAGGGACUAAUUUGCAUUUUUGGGUUUAUAUUGUCGGUUCCAAUUUUAUUGAAAAUAAGAACCGGAUUAGUUAAUGGAUUGCAUAUUACGAUACUGUUUUUGGGAGGGUUGAGAAUGGCUAUUAUCAUGUGGAUAUACGGAGUUAAAAAAUUCUCAACAGAUAUACACUUUUGGCUUGGGUUUAGCCCGACAAAGUUCUGGACUGUGUGCUGGUCUAUUCUUCCAGCGAUGUUGUGGAUAGCUUUUAGUUGCUUAAUGUACGAACUUGCACAGGGGGAAUGUGACGUCGUAGCACGUUGUACAUUGGCAUGGUUCCUGAUUUCAGCUGGCAUGACGUUUGCCUUUCAGACAAGGAUUCUAGUAAUUUACGCCAUGAAAAAUAAUUUAAUGGGAGCCUUUCGAAAUAAUAAGAAGUAUGGACCGUUUGAUAAGCGUGAUCGUAUGCGACGGCGGCAGUAUGACGUGUCUAUAGAUGAUCGGCAAUGUUUUCACGACUGUCUAGCCUUGGAUGAAGACACCGAGUGUAAUCAUAUGCCGCUAAUGAAUAUGGCAGAAGGCCUUUCAAGUGUUGACUCGCAAAUCACACUUAUGCAAAUGUACGAGUCCGCACCAUCAAGAGCGGAAAGUGUUAUUACUAUUCUAGAAAUGAAACCUGAGACAAAGGAGAAGCAGGCUUAA